Molecule: messenger RNA, 1254 nt
Organism: Coffea eugenioides
Lineage: Eukaryota; Viridiplantae; Streptophyta; Magnoliopsida; Gentianales; Rubiaceae
Product: bZIP transcription factor 18-like
Exons: 4
Coding region: 1-861 (286 amino acids)
Biological process (GO): regulation of DNA-templated transcription
Cellular component (GO): nucleus
Molecular function (GO): DNA-binding transcription factor activity
Source: RefSeq, a predicted model, not a curated record
AUGAUCAGCUCUCCUUUCAAAGGUUCCCUGGACUGUGCAUGGACGCCGGAGUUAACUGUAAAAGCAUUCGACAAUGACGAUGAUAAUGUCAUUGUUGAUUUCGACAUUGACUUUGACGAUGAUCUUUUCUCAAUUUACAUGGACGUUAAAAAGCUGGAAGAGAAGGAGAACAACGUCAACGUCGGCCUUGACAAUGACGUUCUCCAGAACGGAGGCGGUUUUGUUGCCGGGAGCUGUGGCGGCGGCCGUUGUCGUGGGAGGCGGAAGAGGAAGGAUAAGAGCAAGACUGCUAUCAUCACGACUCAGCCGAGGAAACAAAGGCAAAGGCGUGGGCUGAAGGGUUGUUUGGUGGAUGAGAAAAGGUUUGUGGAGGCGAGAAAAGCAAUGGCGCCGGAAGAGUUGGCGGAGCUUUGGGCAAUCGAUCCUAAGCGGGCCAAGAGGAUUGUGGCAAAUCGACAUUCGGCAGCCCGGUCGAAAGAGAGGAAGGCUCAAUACAUAGUAAAUCUCGAGGAAAAGCUGAAGACGCUUAAUUCGCAGGUGGCUUUGCUCAAUAAUCGACUCACCACAACCCAGAGGGAGACAACGGAGCUUGUAGCUGAAAAGUCAGAAUUAAGAUGUCAGCUGCAGACCCUGGAGAGUCAAACCGAGCAAAUCGAUGCUCAAAAUGCAGCACUCAAGCUGGAAAUCCAAUGGCUGAAAUCCGUCACAGGGGAAUUGGACGACUCCUGCCACGUCUGCCAAUCCGAGUCUCUGCAGUUUCCUACUUCAAUGUCAACCCACCAAAAGCCGCUGCUUCACAAUUGCCAGCCCAGCACGUUAUCUCCCUAUUUGCACGUGGCAAGUCCACAGCCUCUCUUCUAGCAAUUACAGAGAGAUGCCCCCGCUGGUGAACUACAGCAACUGUACAAAUCUCUCAUCCACACAAUCACCUUUUGAGCCAUGCAAGAAGUGCUCGCCCGUUAGUGUUAGAUUUGAUGAUGCUGACAUUAUCAGCAAACGGUCAAGCCCUGCUCAUCCUUUGAGCACAGUGAUAGCUAGCUUUGUGGGCUUUAAGGUCGUUGCCCGUGUUCAGGACGGUAGUGGAGCUUCUUUUUCUUUUUUCCUUUUUGGCCAUAGCAACGCUAGGAGAUCCAUGCUUAGUGGAAUAAUAGGACGACGAUUAGGCUACCUGAGAGGUUGAAACCUCGCAACGAGUGGCUCUGUAACUGGUCUUGUUUAAACUUUAAACAAAGGCUGCUAAACAGUUUCAGAUAA